Calidris pugnax (ruff) is the source of this 1021-nucleotide messenger RNA. It is a transcript of the gene POU4F2, whose product is annotated as POU class 4 homeobox 2. Bases 1 to 978 code for a protein of 325 amino acids. Gene Ontology annotation, biological process: regulation of transcription by RNA polymerase II. The record is from RefSeq and is a predicted model, not a curated record. The transcript has a single exon. NCBI's taxonomy places the organism in Eukaryota, Metazoa, Chordata, Aves, Charadriiformes, Scolopacidae. Gene Ontology annotation, molecular function: DNA-binding transcription factor activity, RNA polymerase II-specific; RNA polymerase II cis-regulatory region sequence-specific DNA binding.
AUGUGCGCCUUCUAUUUGCAAUUGCAGAGCAAUAUAUUCGGCGGUCUGGACGAGAGCCUGCUGGCCCGCGCCGAAGCCCUGGCAGCGGUGGACAUCGUCUCCCCGAGCAAGAGCCACCACCACCACCACCACCCGCCGCACCACAGCCCCUUCAAGCCGGACGCCACCUACCACACCAUGAACACCAUCCCUUGCACCUCCGCCGCCGCCUCCUCUUCCUCGGUGCCCAUCUCCCACCCGUCCGCCCUGUCGGGCACCCACCACCACCACCAUCACCAUCACCACCAUCACCACCAGCCCCACCAAGCGCUGGAAGGGGAACUCUUGGAGCACCUGACGCCGGGGUUGGCUCUGGGGGCCAUGGCCGCCCCCGACGGCGCCGUGGUCUCCACGCCGGGCCACGCUCCCCACAUGGCCGGCAUGAACCCCAUGCACCCGGCGGCGCUGGGCAUGGCCCACGCCCACGGGCUACCGGCCCACAUGGGCUGCAUGAGCGACGUGGACGCCGACCCCCGCGAUUUGGAGGCCUUCGCCGAGCGUUUCAAGCAACGUCGCAUCAAGCUGGGGGUGACCCAGGCCGACGUGGGCUCGGCUCUGGCCAACCUGAAGAUCCCCGGGGUGGGUUCCCUCAGCCAGAGCACCAUCUGCCGCUUCGAGUCCCUCACCCUCUCCCACAACAACAUGAUCGCCCUCAAGCCCAUCCUGCAGGCCUGGCUGGAGGAGGCCGAGAAGUCCCACCGCGAGAAGCUGGCCAAACCCGAGCUCUUCAGCGGCGCGGAGAAGAAACGCAAGAGGACCUCCAUCGCCGCCCCGGAGAAGCGUUCUUUGGAGGCCUACUUCGCCCUCCAGCCUCGACCUUCCUCCGAGAAGAUCGCUGCCAUCGCCGAGAAGCUGGACCUCAAGAAGAACGUGGUCCGCGUCUGGUUCUGCAACCAGCGCCAGAAGCAGAAGCGCAUGAAGUACUCGGCCGGCAUCUGAGCCGGCGGCGCGGGGCGGGGGGGGAAGGAAGCGGCGGCAUCAG